This is a messenger RNA of Micropterus salmoides (largemouth bass), 3567 nucleotides long. It is a transcript of the gene rhot1b, whose product is annotated as ras homolog family member T1. The coding region runs from base 335 to 2317 and encodes 660 amino acids. The record is from RefSeq and is a predicted model, not a curated record. Gene Ontology annotation, biological process: mitochondrion organization; regulation of mitochondrion organization; small GTPase-mediated signal transduction. Gene Ontology annotation, molecular function: GTP binding; calcium ion binding; GTPase activity. The transcript is spliced from 20 exons. Gene Ontology annotation, cellular component: mitochondrial outer membrane. NCBI's taxonomy places the organism in Eukaryota, Metazoa, Chordata, Actinopteri, Centrarchiformes, Centrarchidae.
GCUGAAUCGGAGGGGCGUGGCGGUAAGCAGUGUGAAGUUAAUGUGUAGAUUAGCUGGCUGGACACAUCAGCGACAGGACUGACUGACCUGACUGUGACAGGCAGCUAGAAUAUAGCAAAACACCUUGUUAGUAUCCCGGAUAUCUAGAGGAUAGUACAGAUAUCUAUCGGUGUACCGUCUCUUCUGAACCAGCGUAAACCGGAGCUGAAAUGCGAACGUAGCCGUUAGCACGCAAGCCAGGCCGAGGAGAGCUGGCUGGCUGUAUCCUUCAUCCAGACAGGAGCGUAAAUGUUUCACACAUACCACUUUACCGAGCUCGUCGACGCCGGAGAAGAUGCGCAAGGACGUGAGGAUAUUAUUAGUGGGAGAGCCCAAAGUGGGGAAGACCUCUCUCAUCAUGUCCCUGGUCAGCGAGGAGUUCCCAAAUGUGGUUCCCUACCGAGCUGAGGAAAUCACCAUACCUGCAGAUGUCACACCAGAGAGAGUUCCUACGCACAUUGUGGACUAUUCAGAGGCAGAACAGACAGAUGAGCAGUUGUUUCAGGAGAUUGCCAAGGCAAAUGUGAUUUGCAUUGUCUACUCUGUCAACAACAAGACAUCUAUAGAAAAGGUGACCAGCCACUGGAUCCCCCUCAUUACGGAGAACACAGACAAGGACAGCAGGGUUCCUCUGAUCCUGGUGGGCAACAAGUCGGACCUGGUGGAACACAGCAGCAUGGAGACCAUACUGCCCAUCAUGAACCAGUACAGUGAGAUAGAGACUUGUGUUGAGUGUUCAGCGAAGAACCUGAAGAACAUCUCAGAGCUGUUCUACUAUGCUCAAAAGGCUGUUCUGCACCCCACAGGUCCGCUCUACUGUCCAGAGAAAAAAGAUAUGAAGACACUUUGCAUAAAAGCCCUGACUCGAAUCUUCAAAGUUUCUGACUUAGACAAUGAUGGGAUUCUCAAUGAUCAUGAGCUCAACUUCUUCCAGCGGACGUGCUUCAACACCCCACUAGAGCCUCAGGCGUUGGAGGAUGUAAAAAAUGUGGUGAGGAAGAACUUGAGUGACGGAGUGUGUGACAACGGACUCACUCUGAAAGGUUUCCUGUUCCUCCACACCUUGUUCAUCCAGCGAGGUCGCCAUGAAACAACAUGGACAGUGCUGAGGAGGUUUGGAUACGAUGACGACCUGGAGUUAAAUCAGGACUACCUCUUCCCUCCGUUGAAAAUUCCUCCAGACUGCACCACAGAGCUCAACCACAAUGCCUACCUCUUCCUCCAGAGCGUCUUUGACAAACAUGACAAGGACCGUGACUGUGCCUUGUCACCAGAGGAGCUGGGGGACCUGUUUGAGGUUUUUCCCUACAUGCCCUGGGGUCCAGAUGUCAAUAACACAGUUUGCACUAAUGACCAGGGCUGGAUCACCUACCAGGGAUAUCUCUCCCAGUGGACGUUAACAACGUAUCUGGAUGUCCAGCGAUGCCUGGAGUAUUUGGGUUACCUUGGUUACUCAAUAAUUGCUGAACAAGAGUCCCAAGCAGCAGGGAUUACAGUGACCAGAGAUAAGAAGAUUGACCUGCAGAAGAAGCAGACCCAGCGCAGCGUCUUCCGCUGUAAUGUCUUUGGAGACAUUGGCAGCGGCAAGAGCGGCUUCCUCCAAGCCUUUCUGGGUAGUAACCUCAUGCGCCAAAAAUUGAUCAGAGAGGAACACAGAUCCUACUAUGCCAUCAGCACAACCUAUGUUUACGGCCAGGAGAAAUACCUUCUUCUUCAUGAAGUGUUCCCUGACUUCGACUACCUGUCUGAUGCUGAUCUAUCCUGUGACAUUGUCUGCCUGGUCUAUGAUGUCAGCAACCCUUACUCCUUUGAAUACUGCGCCAAAGUCUUCAAGCAAUACUUCAUGGACAGCAAGACUCCAUGUAUGAUGAUAGCAGCAAAGUCGGACCUGCCGGAGAUCAAACAAAUGUAUGGCUGCAGUCCCCUGGAGUUCUGCAGGAGGCACAAGAUGCCGCCUCCACAGUCCUUCACCUGUAACACCGCAGGAGCACCCAGCAGAGACAUCUACACCAAACUUACCACUAUGGCCAUGUACCCCCACGCCCGGCUACGCUGCAUGUGCACUUGUAACCGGUGCACCUUCUGCUUGUGUCAGAACUUCCUCAACUCCGAGCUGCUGCAGACGGUCAGGGCCAAACUCUACGCAGUCGUACUCAGAAGGCAUGUGAGCCAAGCUGACCUGAAGAGCUCGACCUUCUGGCUGAGAGCGAGUGUCGGGGCCACAGUGUUUGCAGUGUUGGGCUUCGCCAUGUACAGAGUGCUGCUCAAACCACGGUGAUUCUCGGGCACCUGGGUCUGACCCUCUUUACCCAAAUAGAGCUAUUUUGACCAGUCACAACAUUAGGCUUUCCCAAAUGAAAAUAGUUUUGAAAAUCUGUCAUGGUUUUGUAGUUUGAGUACCAAACUGGGUAUUUUGUUUUUGCAGGGGGGAAAUGUGUGAAAGCUUACCUUAGCAAACAGCAAACAUUGUUCCUUUUUUUUGUUUUGGCAUUUUCAUUCCACUUAACUGGAUUUCUCUCGUUGGGAAUAAAAAAGAAAAAUGUUUAAUUUUGUACCAAAAUUGCUAAUUUGCUUGAUAUGUUUGUCUGCAAGUAUUUGCAAAGUAAAUUAUCUAUAUUUAUACUGAAAAUGAGGGUAAGCUUUUCGGCUGUGGUGAGUAACAUAUGAGUGAGUGUAUAAAGCUAUUUUUUAGUUGCUUGCUGUCACUUGUAAUAUGGCUUGUGAUAUGUGAGUUAUACAAUAGCACUGAUGCUUUUAUUAGACUUAACUAUAUGUAAAGUGUGUGUGUGUGUGUGUGUGUGUGUGUGUGUAUAUAUAUGACAGACUGACAUACAUUUGCUUGUCUUUGUCGAAAAGGGUCAACGUGUCUAAUUCUUUCAAAAUACUGAAUGCAAAGAUCACAACUCGCACAAACGUUAAUUAGCAUUGAUUAUUCAAGGUGAAAGGUAACGGUUUGCCUUUCAAGGCCAAACUCUUGGACGCACACUUGUUUAAAAAUGUUUGUACUUCUGAGCAGGCCAGUGCUUGAAUAGUGGAUGUGAAUAUGUUGAAGGGUCUGCUGCUCUCUCUCAAGUCUUCCCACGUUGGUCACUUUAUUUAUCAGCACGUGCGUGGGUGUAUGUGUGCUAGGAUAUUGAAAAUCUACACUUUACAGCCAUUCUGUACAUUUUGUGUUUGCAUGCUUCAGAAAUUCACGACCACAUUCCAGUGUUUUAAGACUUACUGUGCAAAAGAGUCACGAUGCCGACUUCUCCACAUUUCUUUCCAGCUCCCAGUAAUCCAGGGAUGUAGUAAAGUUUAUCGACAGGAGUGCUGAUAGGGGUGCGGAUAGGUAGUUGUGUGUUGAGUCAUAGUGAAAUUUGAUAGUCUUUGACGCUUCUUGUGAUUCCCGGUCAUCUCUCAUGAUCGCAGAAGAUGCAAUAAUGUGGCCCCUGAUGUUAAUUUCCAUGCAGCUGCAAGGUUCAGUCAGAUGUAUCUACUCAUCCCCGCCUUUCCAAAAGUUUACAAUCAAUAAAUAUGUCUAUGACA